AUGUCUAUAUCCAGUGGAAGGCGUCGCAGUUUCGGUGGUGUUACUUCCAAAGAAGUUGACCAUGACUCACUGGCAAAACUGCUGAUGAUGAAUACAUGCUAUGAAGCGAUGCCAACGUCUGGUCGUGUAGUGGUCUUGGAUGAAGACCUCGUAAUGUGGCAAGCAUUUCAUCGAAUUGUAACUCACGCGACACGACAUGUACUUCUAUCCGAUUCACAACAAGGUGGAGCGAUUACCGGUAUCCUGUCAGUAACAGAUUUUAUUCGCGUGCUUCUCAAAUUGUUUCGAGAAUCGAAAUUUGUUUCGCGUGAAGAAGCCAAUGACCUUGGGUUGCUUACCAUCAGAAAAUAUCAAGGUGGGUUUUGCUGUUAUCAUACUGUUUUACGUACUGGUACAUGUGAGCCAGAACUCAUGUACGAGGGUUCAGAACUCACCAAAAAGGCAGGCAAAUGGAGAAAUUUGGUGUGGAUUAGCGCAGAAAGCAGCCUUCUAGAAGUUGUUAGAUUGUUGUCAUCCCAUCACGUUCAUCGCAUACCUGUAAUCGAUCCCGUCACAUAUGAUCCCAUCUUUAUUCUUACGCACAAGCGCAUUUUAAAGUUCAUCUGGUGCUUUGGACAAUCACUUUUUCAUCACUCAUUCAUCACUCAAACUCCAAAGCAGCUCGGCGUGGGCACUUGGGAAGGCAUCCGCUGUGUGUACCUUGACACUCCUCUCUAUGAAUGUCUGGAUAUUCUUUUGAACCUUGGCGUUUCCGGAGUACCAGUUGUAGAACGUGAUACUCAUAAAGUUGUUGAUGUUUAUUCUCGUUUUGAUGCCAUUGGAAUUGCCUUACAAAACGAAGGAUUCAAUUUGGAAAUUACUGUGAAGGAAGCUCUUCAGUUCAAGCACAUCUGUAAUAACAACCGACAGCCUGUUGCUUCUGUCAGAGAAGCGCAGUCAUUCUACUCUGUUGUCUCCGUACUUGUCGAACGCCGUGUUCAUCGAGUUUGUGUUGUUGACGAAAACGAUGUUCUUCAGGGCAUAAUCUCCCUUUCUGAUGUGAUGAAAACCCUUGUUUUGGAGCCAGGAAGGCACCUCAAUUCACGGAAUAUUCCGCAGAGGCGUUUUUCUCAAUCUUCAUUCGACGUGACUAACAUGCAGUUGUAUUUGCGGUCGCUUGCGGAAGGCAGCAGCGUACAGUAA
Molecule: messenger RNA, 1182 nt
Organism: Cooperia oncophora
Lineage: Eukaryota; Metazoa; Nematoda; Chromadorea; Rhabditida; Trichostrongylidae
Source: the annotation of a GenBank genome assembly